AUGGCAAGAAAGGAGAACAUUGAAUCUGUUGAGCUCCUGCUCCGUGAUCUCUGUGAUCCAGAUCAGCCAUUUGGUGGAAAAGUUAUAGUCUUCGGUGGAGAUUUCAGGCAGGUUUUACCAGUUGUUCCUCACAAGACUCAAAGAGAAGUUGUUGCAACAAGCCUGGUUACUUCACAUAUUUGGCCCUGGUUACAAAAGCUACAUCUGACUGAAAACAUUAGAGCUAAAGCAGAUCCCCCAUAUGCAUCUUUUUUGCUGGCUGUUGCUGCUUUCCCUGAAUUGCAACAUCCUGCCUUUACACCAGAUAUUUUCACAGAAAGGGCAAUCCUAACCCCAUUAAAUGAUGCAGUAGACUCAAUCAACAAUUUCCUGAUUGACAAGUUCCCAGGAGAAGCAGUUGUUUAUAAAAGUUUUGAUAGCAUCCUAGAUGAUAAUUGUGUUAUCUACCCAACAGAAUUCUUGAACCAGCUUGCCCCAGGUGGUAUGACACCACACGGGUUGGUUCUAAAAGUUAACAGUCCAGUAAUCUUGCUGAGGAAUAUUGAUCCGGCUGAUGGCCUAUGCAAUGGCACACGUCUCAUAUGCAAGUAUUUCAGAAGAAAUGUUAUUGUUUGUUCAAUAGCAAUUGGUCAUCGUAAAGGAGAGCUUGUAUUCAUCCAUCGUGUCAACCUCCGGCCUCCAUCAUCAGCAAAAUAUCCGAUUCAAUUUGAGCAUAUACAAUUUCCUCUGAAGCUCAGUUUUGCAAUGACUAUCAACAAAUCUCAAGGGAAAACACUAAGCCAAGUCAUGGUUUAUCUCCCACAGCCAUGCUUUUCACAUGGUCAAUUGUAUGUUGCAUUGUCAAGGGCUAAGAAAUCGGAGAAAGUGACUGUGAUCACACCCAGCCUGCUGAAAUUCACAAUACACCAGUUCUGA
Messenger RNA from Chenopodium quinoa (quinoa), 915 nucleotides. Its product is annotated as ATP-dependent DNA helicase PIF1-like. Gene Ontology annotation, molecular function: DNA helicase activity. Gene Ontology annotation, biological process: telomere maintenance; DNA repair. The coding region runs from base 1 to 915 and encodes 304 amino acids. The transcript is spliced from 2 exons. NCBI's taxonomy places the organism in Eukaryota, Viridiplantae, Streptophyta, Magnoliopsida, Caryophyllales, Amaranthaceae. The record is from RefSeq and is a predicted model, not a curated record.